Messenger RNA from Alternaria rosae, 1129 nucleotides. RefSeq lists its product as uncharacterized. NCBI's taxonomy places the organism in Eukaryota, Fungi, Ascomycota, Dothideomycetes, Pleosporales, Pleosporaceae. The transcript is spliced from 3 exons. The record is from RefSeq and is a predicted model, not a curated record. The coding region runs from base 474 to 929 and encodes 151 amino acids.
CCAGAACUGACAGGCGGCGGGCCCUCUCAUGUACUGUGAUAUUUUGGGGUAGCUUUACAUAGCUUUAUAUAGCCGUCCGACAUGUACACUGGACCUACGUCUGCGACUCCUCUCUGUGUCGUAUCGUAUCUAUCGGCCAUUCUUCGUCGGGCACUCGGGAGCUGCGGCGCUCAAACUAUCCCUCGCUCCUCCAAGCUCCACCUCCGAUCUACGCCCAAAUUAGCUUGGGCCAUAGGCGUCCCCUUUUCCUAACAUUGCAAUCGUCCUUCCCUCUCUAUUCCAGGGUCGCCAUAUUAUGCUCCCUCCCUUCCACCCCAGGUCUGGCUGAGCUGCAUGAAACAUCUUUGAUCCGCUGAGCCACUUGACUCCAUUUGUCUACUCUUGUACCAGCCCAUAAAUAUACCCACCGUCCCCGAGCCUCCCCACGCCGCCUGCAUCUUGCAUAACCCGCUGCUGCUCCCCAUCCCAUCACCAUGACUUCCUCGUACCCUGCACACUCGGCCACCAUGGAGGACCCAGACCAAGGCUGGAAGCCAAACAACCGCCCCCAAUCCACCUUAGCCCGCAACUUCAUGUCGGAGCUUGACAGCCUGUUCAACUUGGACGAAGGUCUCGCGAACCUGGACAAGACCGUUCUGGAGAAGAAGCAAGCAGUCACGACCCAGACCAAGGAGCUCGAGGCCCUCGAGGCCAGGCUCAAGGCCGCUGAAGAGCGCCUCAACCAGGCAAAGAGCAACUCUCCCCCAGCCAAGAACGACACCCAGCGCGAACAAGACGCAGCUCGGUCACAAGGGGCCGCCAGCCCCCUUGCCUCAAAGUCCCAAAACAUGCCAGGUGCGCUACCAGAGACACCGACUCCUACAUCAACUACCAGUGCUGACUAUGUCCUGGUAGAGAGGCCACUGUCCGCCAAGCCUGAGACGGCAUAGUUCUACCUCAUUCAUACGAUACCACGAUACCCCGGCAUUGCGCCCACAUCCAUGUACACUGCUUGAUCUCUGCGGUUGGGAGACUGCAUCUUGGAAAGGGGCAUAUACUUUAUAAUCGACGAUGGCAUUUUCAAUUCUGGUUGGCGAGAUCUUUUGGUGCUGCAUGUCUUUCUUUGGAUGGGUUAGCUAUAAAUGCUACA